AUGAAAGUACUCUUGUUACUUGCUUUAAUUGCUUUUGCUUUUGCAGAAGAAAAUGAACUUGACAACACAUUCGAUAUUGAUUUCACUGAGUUAGAUAACGUAGAGCUUUUUGAAGAAGAAAAUAAUGAUGAAGAUGAUGAAUUCCAAUUAGACGAAGAAGAAGAUGAUGAAGAAGAUGAAGAAGAUGAAGAAGAUGAAGAAGAUGAAGAAGAUGAAGAAGAUGAAGAAGAUGAAGAAGAUGAAGAAGAUGAAGAAGAUGAAGAAGAUGAAGAAGAUGAAGAAGAUGAAGAAGACGAAGAAGAUGAAGAAGAUGAAGAAGAUGAAGAAGAUGAAGAAGAUGAAGAAGAUGAAGAAGAUGAAGAAGACGAAGAAGACGAAGAAGAUGAAGAAGAUGAAGAAGAUGAAGAAGAUGAAGAAGAUGAAGAAGAUGAAGAAGAUGAAGAAGAUGAAGAAGACGAAGAAGACGAAGAAGACGAAGAAGACGAAGAAGACGAAGAAGACGAAGAAGACGAAUAUGAUUUAGAGGAAGAAGAAGAGGAUGAUGAUGCUGUUGCCGAGUCUUUGUUUGCUGAAUUUGAUGAUGAGGACCUUCUUGACUCUGAUGAAGGUCUUGAUGAUGACGAUGAAUUAGAUCUUGAUGAUGAUGACGAAGAUUUAGAAGAAGCAGACUUUUUUGAAGACGAAGAAGAUGAAGAAGAUGAUACUGAAGAAGAAGAAGAAUAUGAAUUAACUCAAGAAUGGUCAGAACAAGCAAAGUCAGAGGUUCAUCCAUUAGAUAAAAUUGAAUCAGCAGAACGACUUCUUGCUGAACUUGCUAACCAUCCAUAUCAUGGUAUGUAUGCACCAGCUUAA
Entamoeba histolytica HM-1:IMSS is the source of this 852-nucleotide messenger RNA. RefSeq lists its product as uncharacterized. NCBI's taxonomy places the organism in Eukaryota, Evosea, Mastigamoebida, Endamoebidae. The transcript has a single exon. The coding region runs from base 1 to 852 and encodes 283 amino acids. The record is from RefSeq and is a predicted model, not a curated record.